AUGGAGUGGGCAAAGCAGACCUACAAUGACCAGUACGAGAAGUGGAUGCCGUGGAUCGAGGAUUUCUAUCUUCGCUGGUUCACCAAUGACAACAAGACUAGCUAUGUUGCUAAGCAGAACCUCGACAAAACCAAAGUCACAGGCAUCCAACAAGUCGAUACCCUGCAAGACGGAGUACAUAACCUAGUGGCAGGCCAGGUCGGGCAAGGCGGACUUCUCCAGCCUAUCGGGGAUCUUGCAUCCCGGGAGGGCAUCAAUCGAGCCGAGCGACAGGGCAAGGACGACCAAGGAGGUUACGUGCCCGGCGCAAGCUCCGUUCCCGGCGGCCAGGCCCUUAACAACGGUGUCGGCGCGACCGCCAAUGGCCUCCAGGCUGCCGGAGGUGCUGCCGCCAAUGGCGUCAUGAACGCUGGAGGCUACGUCGGCGGGCUAUUCGGUGGCGGCCAGAAGAAGGUUGAAGAAAAUGGCCAGCAGCGCCAGUGA
Parascedosporium putredinis is the source of this 483-nucleotide messenger RNA. Lineage: Eukaryota; Fungi; Ascomycota; Sordariomycetes; Microascales; Microascaceae. The record is from the annotation of a GenBank genome assembly.